AUGCGGUCCCCGGGCUCCUCCUUCUCCUCCGGCAGCAACCCCUUUGCCGGCCCGGACAUGGCUCUCAUCCGCGACCUCAACAUCGCCGAUCGCGUCCCGUUCCUCCUUCACAGCCAUGUCGACGGCUCCGUGGACUCCAAGCUCAUGGUCAACGACGAGGAGUGGAUGAUCAUCGACGCCACCAUCAUUCGCUGGUUCUACCUCACCAUCUCCACCGACCUCUUCCACACGGUGGUGGCCGACGAGGACGACGCCCGCGCCGUCCGGCUCAAGCUCAACGGUCUCUUCACCGACAACAAGCUCCAGCGCAAGGUCCUCCUCCAUGGCGAGUUCUACGGGUGCCACCAGCUCGACUCCUCCAUCGACGACUACCGCAUGCGCCUCAAGAAGAUUGCGGACGAGCUUCGCGAUCUCGGCGAGCCCAUCGGCGACGAGCUCCUCAUCACCACCUUCACCGCCGGCCUGCACGAGGACUACGGCAACGCCGCCUCCAACCUCACCCUGCUCCCGGACCCCACCUUUCCCAAGGUCGUGGCGUACCUCAAGCUUGAGGAGCGUCGGGCUGCGGAUGGUGCGGUCCCGUGCGACGCACACCGCCCUCGUCACCGGCACCCGCGCCGGCCCCUGCGCCCCCGCUGCUCGCCCUCCGCCGCCCGGCUUUCCUCACCCGCCGGCCUACCAGCCGGUGCCGCCUCCACCGCAGCCGGCCCCACCCGCCAACAACAACAAUCGCCGCCGUGGGGGUCGUCGCGGCGGCCGCCAGCGAGCAGCAGCAGCCUCGGGCGCAGCAACCGCCCACGGGCGGCGCUGCCCGUCCGCAGCAGGUCUUCCAGCCGGCUCCUUGGUACGCCGGGCGAGAACCCCUGGACCGGCGUCGUGCAUGCCUACACCAUGCCGGUCCCCCGCGCGCCUGCCCCGGCGUCCUUGGCCCGCGGCCACCCUCCCCACCAGGCGUACUUCGCCGCGCCGCAGCCGUACAUGCCGCCCUACGGAUGGGUAGGACAGCCGUCGCAGCCGGGCGGGCUGCCACCGCUGCCCCGAUGCCGCCUGCGCCUUGGGAUCCGGCCCUCCUCGCCGCGCUGCACGCCGCUCCGACUCCGACCGCCUACGGCGGCGGUGGCGACCGGCACAUGGACACGGGCGCCUCUGCUCAUAUGGCUGCCCACCCCGGUACUCUUUAUACCUCCCGCCCCCGUCACCACUUCUACUCGCAUUACCGUCGGCAAUGGUUCCUCUCUUCCUAUCACCCAUAUAGGCCAUGCAUCUCUUCCGUCUUCAUCUACUCCCCUCUCACUGUCUAAUGUCUUAGUGUCUCCUAACCUCAUCAAAAAUCUUGUCUCUGUUAAACAAUUUACACGUGAUAAUCCUGUGACUGUUGAGUUUGACUUGUUUGGUUUCUCUGUCAAGGAUUCCCGAACCCGGAUGGUGCUCCUCCGAUGUGACAGUCCCGGCGACCUCUACCCCGUGCACUCCUCGCCUUCCACAUCCGCCGCCCCUGUCGCCCUCGCCACCGGUGUGGACCUUUGGCAUGCUCGCUUGGGUCAUCCCAACCCCCGCCACCCUUCGCCACAUUCUUAG
Lolium perenne is the source of this 1578-nucleotide messenger RNA. The record is from RefSeq and is a predicted model, not a curated record. Lineage: Eukaryota; Viridiplantae; Streptophyta; Magnoliopsida; Poales; Poaceae.